Leptonychotes weddellii (Weddell seal) is the source of this 4605-nucleotide messenger RNA. It is a transcript of the gene GPR4, whose product is annotated as G protein-coupled receptor 4. The record is from RefSeq and is a predicted model, not a curated record. Gene Ontology annotation, molecular function: G protein-coupled receptor activity. Gene Ontology annotation, biological process: G protein-coupled receptor signaling pathway. Gene Ontology annotation, cellular component: membrane. Lineage: Eukaryota; Metazoa; Chordata; Mammalia; Carnivora; Phocidae.
UCUCUCCGUCUCUGUACCCAUUCUCCCCGUCUCCCUUUGCCUCUAACCCUCAGUCUCUCGAGCUCAAUCCCUCUGCCUCCAACUCCGUGGUUCUCCCUGUCUCUGUGCAUCUCUUUGCGCUUUCUCUUCCUGUCUCUCUCCUGUAUUUCUGUCUCUUACUCCGUGUAUCUUGAGACCCUCUUCUGGCACCUUGACCCCAUCGUCAUCUCAUUCCAAAUUCUGGUGCAUCCCCAAGCUUUCCGCUGGGCUGAGGAGCUGCUUGGGAGUAGGAGGGGGGGGAGUAGGGUUGCCUUGGGACAGGUGGACUCUGAGGGACACUGUAACCCCAGUGCCCCCUUUAGAGAGUCACCCCACUGCUCCUGAGGUCGCACCCACCCCACCCUCCAAUUUCAGGAAUUCCUGGCUGGGGGGGUAGACUUCCUCCCCCACUUCCUCCCUUCCAGGAUUUGGCUAGGUCACCAUUAACUCCUUCCUGCCUCCACCUCACUCCCCCCACCCCCUGCUUGCACUGGACAUCCCACCACCCCCAACAAGGCUGAGGGACAGCUCUGGAAUUUCUGUGAGCCACUGUUCGUGGUGGGAUGUGUGUUGUGUACUCAGGCAGGAUGUGCGCUGGGGGAUUUACUUGCUGGCACAGAUGGAGAUGAUAGGGGCCACUCCCUAGCGCCCCCACGCCACUCGACCCCCACCACCAGCCCCCCUCCUCCUGAACCCACCAAGAGGGUACCUCCCAAGCUCUGUCUCUGCAGAUGAACUCAACUUCAGGUUUGGGUUGAGGAUGGGGAGGUUUCCCUUUCUGAAGGGUCCCAGUAGGAGGAAAUGAGAGGGAUGAUGGGUGGCUCUUGAGCUCUGGGAAUCGUAAUCAAGAACCGUUAGGUGUGGUCUUUGAAAGGAAGGAUUCAGGAUGUGAGAAUGAUCAGAGGGAGGACUGGGGUUCCACAACCUUCAAAUCACAAGUCCUCAGGAUAUAUGAAUCCUUCAAUCCAAAAAGAUUAGUGUCGGAAUCUUGGGCAGCUUUCAGUGUUCCAAGCAGAGAGAGCUCAAAGGGCUUACCGAGCCAUCGAGGUCAAGCACCCAUGUUACAGAUGGGAAAACUGAGGCCCAGGAGCCGAAGUCCUCACAAUGAGUCCGUGCCAUUUCAACUGAAGCCCAAAUCCAGAGAGCUGGCUUCUUUUGCUGCCACUAAGUCGGAUUAAUUUGGGAAAAGAGGUCUUCACAGUGAGGAGGGAAGAAUGCCAGGGCACUGUAAAGUCAGCUUUGAACUGUGAGGCGGGCCACCUCAUCCCAACUGCUCAGUUCCCACCACGACCAAGCCGGAGCCCUACCCCUGCCCCCCUCAAAUUCCUCACUCCAUCCGUAAUCCUUCUCCAUAAUAGCCCUUACUCACCUCCUUCCUGUUUCUUAAACACCCUUCCCAUUUCCCAGACGGAGGGUACCUCUUCUUCCAUAAUGUUCUCUUCAUCAGUCACCUUGUUUCCUUCUUUCUUGUGGGGGUCCUAGGAAGCGCCAGCGCCCCGACUGACCGUGCCUGGUGUUUUCCACCCUCCCUAACUGUAGUCUGUCCUGUCUCAACACUAUCGCAUAUAUUUCACGCAUCUUCCACACCCCCAUCACUUCACUGUGGCCAAACAGUACUUUCUGCUGAUGCCUUCAUCUCCUCCAUAAACACCCCCCUCAGCCAAUUCUUGUGCUACCCCAAAACUCCCUCAUUUACAUUCUGAUUGGGUCUAUAAACACCCCCUUGACAAAGCUCCUUUUUUUUAAUCCCACCAUCCCCCGCCCUGAGCUUCCCUCCUGUCAUAAUUCUAUCCUUCCUCCGACUUUUCCCUCUCAAGCUCUACCCUUCCCCGCCCAGGCUAGCCCACGAUUCAGGGUCACCCUCACCUCUUCCCUGUGGACUGCCCCCCACCAUGUUCCCCUGAGCCUCCAAGGAGGGGGCUCAGGGGGCCCGAUGGCCUCCCGCCCCCCGUGGCCCUACAGCCCCCGUGGGCCAGGGGAAGUGCCUCAGAAGGCCCAGCGCCGAGGAUGGGCAACCGCACGUGGGACGGCUGCCAUGUGGACUCGCGCGUGGACCACCUCUUCCCGCCGUCCCUCUACAUCUUCGUCAUCGGCGUGGGGCUGCCCACCAACUGCCUGGCCUUGUGGGCAGCCUACCGCCAGGUGCGGCAGCGCAACGAGCUGGGGGUGUACCUGAUGAACCUCAGCAUCGCCGACCUGCUUUACAUCUGCACCCUGCCACUGUGGGUUGACUACUUCCUGCACCACGACAACUGGAUCCACGGCCCCGGGUCCUGCAAGCUCUUCGGGUUCAUCUUCUACACCAACAUCUACAUCAGCAUCGCCUUCCUGUGCUGCAUCUCGGUGGACCGCUACCUGGCCGUGGCCCACCCACUGCGGUUUGCCCGCCUGCGCCGGGUCAAGACGGCCGUGGCCGUGAGCUCCGUGGUCUGGGCCACGGAGCUGGGGGCCAACUCGGCACCCCUGUUCCACGACGAGCUCUUCCGCGACCGCUACAACCACACCUUCUGCUUCGAGAAGUUCCCUAUGGAGGGCUGGGUGGCCUGGAUGAACCUCUACCGGGUUUUCGUGGGCUUCCUCUUCCCGUGGGCCCUCAUGCUGCUGUCUUACUGCGGCAUCCUGCGGGCUGUGCGGGGCAGCGUGUCCACCGAGCGCCAGGAGAAGGCCAAGAUCAAGCGGCUGGCCCUGAGCCUCAUCGCCAUCGUGCUGGUCUGCUUCGCGCCCUACCACGUGCUCCUGCUCUCGCGCAGUGCUGUCUACCUGGGCCGCCCAUGGGACUGUGGCUUCGAGGAGCGCGUCUUCUCGGCCUACCACAGCUCGCUGGCCUUCACCAGCCUCAACUGUGUGGCUGACCCCAUCCUCUACUGCCUCGUCAACGAGGGGGCCCGCAGCGAUGUGGCCAAGGCCCUUCACAAUCUGCUCCACUUCCUGGCCAGUGACAAACCACAGGAGAUGGCCAACGCCUCGCUCACCCUGGAGACCCCGCUCACUUCCAAGAGGAACAGCAUGGCCAAGGCCAUGGCAGCUGGCUGGGCGGCAGCUCCGCCCUCCCAAGCGGACCACGUGCAGCUGAAGACGCUGCCGCCCGCACAGUGACCCUCCACUCGUGCAGAACCCCCCCACUCCUCGAAUGUUAUCCCACACUCCCUUCCCUCCUGGUCUGAUGUAAGCAAACUGUAUGCAAACGAGGCCGUGUUCCUAGUCAUAAGAGUAGAAGAAAAAAACAGGAAAACAGUGAGGCUGGUGGGUCAGUCAUCAUCCUCUACCAUGACCCCCUAACAAUUCGGUUGAACUGUGCCUAGCACUGUGCUGGCUGGUGCUAGCGACACAGCGGUGACGAAUGGCCCUCCUUCACAUGCUCCCACUCCGAUGGGGGAGACAGACCUGUCCCCAGACAGGGAUGACCCAGAGUGCAUGGGGCUCACACAGGGGCGCCCAGAGGGCAUCUGACCCAGGCUGAGGGUCAGGGAGGGCUCCCUGGAGGAGGGGACAAGGAAAUUAAGUCAAAUAUUCGGUCUCCAGAAGGUAACGACAAAAGGAGAGAGAGAAAAAAAAAGGAUUAUUUCCAACAAGGAGGUAAAAUUUGGGGACUGAAGGGGAAGAUGGGAGAAGAAAUUCACCGAGGGGCAGAAUGGUCAUUUUCACCCUUGGGAAGCCCCUGGUCAUCUGAGGGAGUGAGGGCAAGAAGAGCGAGUGUGAGUUUCUAGAUAAACAGCAUUCUCCAAGUCAGGACUGAGGGGGAGGCAGACUCAGAACCCAAGUGAAGGGCAAUCGGGGCAGACCAGCUGGAGGAGAGCUGAGCAGGGCAGGCUUGGGAAGGGGCUCAGGACAAGAGAAGGGUAUUUAUUCAUUCAUUCAUUCAUUCAUUCAUUCAAUAGAGAUUUAUUUAUAUCCACUCUCGGCCCAGCCCUGUGUUGGCUGGGGCUAGGGACGCAAGGGUGACCAAGACAGCCCAGGCCCCCACCCUCAUGGAGCUCAUGGUAAACAAGUAAAUAAAAAUAAAUAUAAUGUUUGGAAUUGAUAAGUGUCCUGGGGAAAAAGAAAGCCGAUUGAGGGGACAGAGAAUGACACAGACUCGGAUCUAGAGAAGGAGGUCAGGGGAGGGCUCACUGGAAGGUGACAUUGGAACAAAGAGCAGGUGCGGGGGGGGGGGAGUGGUCAGCCCUGUGGCUGUCAGGCAGAAGAGGACUUUGGGCAGGGGGAACAGUAAGUGCAAAGCCUCUGGAGCGAGAGAGUACCUGAGUUUUGAGGGAGAGCAAGUGGAGUGGUGCAGCUGGAGCAGGUGGGAGGCUGGGAGGGUGAGAGGAAUGGUUGAUGAUUGAUGGGACUGGCAAGGGACUGGCAAGGGACAGGCCGAUCUUUGGAUCAGGGUUUUGUAGGUCCUGGGGAGGACUUUUCCUUUUACUCUGAAAUAAAGGAGAGCCACAAGAGGACUCUUGGCAAAGGAGGGAUGGGAUCUGACUUAAACGUUAACAGGAUCCCGGCGGCCCCGAGUGGAAACAAUAUGGGAAGGGCAGCAGCCUGGAGGCCAGCGAGGCCAGCGACAGGUGACUGCAAUAGUCCAGGCGGGAGAUGUGGGCAGCUGAA